Diprion similis is the source of this 2270-nucleotide messenger RNA. RefSeq names its product nose resistant to fluoxetine protein 6-like. Lineage: Eukaryota; Metazoa; Arthropoda; Insecta; Hymenoptera; Diprionidae. The record is from RefSeq and is a predicted model, not a curated record. The transcript is spliced from 10 exons. The coding region runs from base 34 to 2127 and encodes 697 amino acids. Gene Ontology annotation, molecular function: acyltransferase activity, transferring groups other than amino-acyl groups.
GUCUUCCCGAAAUCAACUAACUGCGAAGGCGAAAUGUUUACUAAUCUCAACGUAGUCGUCGUAAUACUGUUCGUGUCUUUGAUACAAAAUUUGGGCUUUGCAUCUACGGAUAUUGCUUCAUCCAUCCAUGGGUCGGACACAACCAGGAUUCGGGUCAAACGGAUUGUUAGGUCUUCACGAGGGCCAUGGAUCGAGGGUUUCAAAUCAAUUCACAACAUUUCUGAAUCUUCCUGUGCGGACGAAGUUGCGAUUUUGGUAGAAGCCAUCGAAUCUGGCCAAGAAUGGGCUUUGCAAAUGCUGGAUGCCUCGUCGAGUUUUCAGUCAGGACUUAUAAAAGGAAACUUUAGAGACAUCGGAAUGUACGACGAGUGCGUCGAAGUCGAUGAGCAAUACAAUAACGUCAGUAUGCGGGGUAAGCAUUGCGUGAUGUCUCUGGGUUCGAUGUAUCCUGCAUCACCUGCGGUUAAUGGUUUUAACUAUGACAUUUUCUCAUCACUGUGUGUUCCAUCAUCGUGCAAUGAGACUGAUGUGGAGCAGAUCAUGAAUGCCAUUAUCACGAACACACCAGCCAUCAGAGAUCUAGAAUUCGAAGCUAGUAAAGCGUCCUGUACACAAGUGAGAUCUGAUGACUUGAGUGCUGGAGAAAUUUACACCCUAAUUUUUUUCGUGGGCGUUGCCGUAUUUAUGAUCGCUUGUACCAUCUGCGACUUUGCGAAAAGACACAAGCCGACAGAAGCAUCUACUUUGAUAGAUACGUUGGCGAAAUUCUCCCUCUACACGAAUGCACUCGCUGUGUUAAGCACGAAAGUAAAACCUGAUACGCUGCAAUCAGUCCAAGGUAUCAGAGUUCUGUGUAUGUGCUGGGUCAUACUCGGUCAUGGUUGCAUUUUUUUAUUCAUCAGGCCAGUUGUGAAUGUAUUCGAAAUCAACAAAUGGAGCAAUUCAUGGCCAUCUUUGUUCGUGGAGGCAGCGCCAUUUGCUGUCGAGACCUUUUUUGUAGUGAGCGGAUUUUUCACGGCUUACAUGCUUCUUAAAACCUUGAAAUCGAACGGACGAAUCAAUUGGCCACUGCUCUUCCUCCGACGUUACCUCAGACUCACGUCAUCCUUUGCCGCCGUUAUGUUGUUCGUUUUGUUUCUUAUACAUCGCUUUGGAAGCGGCCCCCUAUGGAAAACUUUGUUUCCUACAGGCAUAGAAGCUUGCCAAGAAAAUUGGUGGGUCAAUUUAUUGUACCUCCAGAACUUGGUGAAUGUGGAAAAGAUUUGUUUACUGCACACCUGGUACUUGGCUGCUGACAUGCAACUCUUUUGGAUAUCUCCACUUGUCAUAUAUCCACUUCACCGCUGGCCAAAACAUGGAAUCCGAAUACUUGGCUUUUUCCUCCUCGCCUCGAUUGUUACACCACCCGUUAUCCUAGCCAUCAAUGGUUACUCUAACAGAAUAUUCACUGUACGCAUGGAUUUAGGAAAAUUAGCCCUGAAUGACUUCUUCAACUUCUACGUACCGACUUACAAUCGAGCCUGCGCCUACUUCCUCGGAAUAUUCUUAGGUUAUGACGUAGCGACUAAAAAGAGACAGCUUACGAAGAUGAACGUAUUGAUCAACUGGGUUGUAGCCUCUGUUCUUCUCGUUUUUUGUAUAUGUGCUACUCAUUUCAACUACAGCAAUGAUUUUGCGUACAAUCCUGUAUUGGAAGUUUUAUUCGCACUCACGUUACGUCCAUGUUGGUCGAUUGCCACUGCUUGGAUCAUUUAUGCAUGCACUCACGGAUAUGGAGGUCCCGUUAACAGCUUUUUGUCGAUGCCGAUCUUUCGGCCCCUCAGUCGGUUAUCAUAUUCCAUUUAUUUGGUGCAUGUUUUGGUCCAAUGUGUGAGGAGUGGGAUCGUACGAACUCCUAUAAUAUUUUCGAAUUCUUUGGUUAUUUUUGAGUAUUUGAUUGAUUUCGUGCUUACAAUCGUCGUGGCUUUUCUUUUCACUAUAUUCUUUGAAUCGCCAUUGGUUGUGUUGGAAAAAAUUUUGGUUAAAACCAAAUCAGUGUCUGACAAAGCCAUUCUGGGGCGAAGCGAGGACAACGGUCUGCAGGUUAACAAGCCAGGAAUCCGAAACAAAUCAACGAAGGAGGACUGAUGUUGCCAUUUUCUGUCAACAGUUAUAUUUUCAAAAAUAUCAUUUCGAUAAUUGCUACUAUCAUACAAUACUUCUACACACACAACUUUUACUAUAAUAUAAUUAUCAGUAUCGCAUUGUACUUGAAUACGCAUCCAUGUAAA